Neospora caninum is the source of this 1314-nucleotide messenger RNA. RefSeq lists its product as hypothetical. The transcript has 4 exons. Bases 1 to 1314 code for a protein of 437 amino acids. The record is from RefSeq and is a predicted model, not a curated record. NCBI's taxonomy places the organism in Eukaryota, Apicomplexa, Conoidasida, Eucoccidiorida, Sarcocystidae.
AUGAAGGCCUUCCUCACCCUCACGAUUCUCCUUCAGCUUCUCUCUCCAGCCGAGAGCUACUCCGCGGUUCCGCGAAGGUCCGGAGGUCACCGGUCGCGAGGAGACACUCUGGACGCUCGGUCGCCUAGGAGCUUCUCGAAGACGCUGACUUGGAAGACGAAAGCCGAAUCCAGCGGCGAAGCGUGCACGCUGAAGGCUCUUGAAACCGCAGGCGCCAGUCCCUCAGCGAGGGCCAAAGUAAAAAAUUUGCGGGAGACGUCGCAGUUUGUGGACCUGGUCUAUGAGAAGCGGCGGGAGGCAGCUCGACUCUGCGCGGCGGGGGAGACAGGCAAAUGCGAAUCGCCUGACGAGCCCAUUUGGGAAACCUUGGGGCUCCAGAAACCAGCACCGUGCCCCACGAUUCAAUCCUUCAAGCUGUCCGAAUGCGAGGGCUCGGAAUCCACAGAGCUCGCCGAGUCCAGCGACACAGACGCCAAAGAGGCCCCACGGAAGAGAGCUGCGAACAGGAAGAAGCGCGCGAGACGGGACACUGCGUCAGCCUCGGAGGCGUCGAGGACAGGCGCCACAAAACACCUCGCGGGCGCGGGGGAGGCCGGCUCAGAGGUUUCCGCGCACCAGGCGGAAUCGACCGCGCAAGUCCGGCCGCACCAGCCCCGUUUUGGGGGAUCAACGAAGCUUCACAAGGCCGAAGAGCAGGUCGGCGCAACGCAGACGGAGGCGAGUGCCGCCGAGAACAACGACGAGGCGCGCACCCGCAGUGAAGGCGAGGCCCCCGAACUUGGCGCAAAGGCGAGCGGUCCGAGUGGCGAGGGUGAAGAAACCCCCACAGCAAUGGGCAACACUGAGAACACCGGCGAGGGAAACACGAGCUCGGACAGCGCUGCGUCCGGGGAGGGCAAGGCGGAUGCAGACGGCGAAGGCGCAUUCGACAGCGAGGAACACGCCUUCGCGGAAGUCGAGGCGCAGAACGUUUUCGACAUGAUCAAAGACAUGUUUGGCAACGGAAUGGAAAUCUCGGAUCCGCAAAACUUCGAGGGUGGGAACCAAGGUUCCUAUUUCGACUUUAUGUAUCCGCAAAGUACAGACUACCCGUGGGCGUGCGUGUGCGACGAGAACCAGUACAAGCGGUGGGAAGCGAAGGAAAUCCAGGCGGUGCCUUGCCGCAACCAAGUCGACAUGUCUAUCCAAGGCAUUGUGGCUGCAUGCAACCCGAAGAACCACAAAAUGAACGUUGCAGAACGAACGGGAGAUCGACUGUAUAUUUCUGUCUGGCUUCCGGCGACGGCGUGCCUGGCUAUCUGGAUGUGGAACUAA